Messenger RNA from Oncorhynchus kisutch (coho salmon), 5018 nucleotides. RefSeq names its product leucine-rich repeat-containing protein 4C-like. The transcript has a single exon. Bases 94 to 2031 code for a protein of 645 amino acids. Gene Ontology annotation, biological process: regulation of axonogenesis; modulation of chemical synaptic transmission; synaptic membrane adhesion. Gene Ontology annotation, molecular function: cell-cell adhesion mediator activity. The record is from RefSeq and is a predicted model, not a curated record. NCBI's taxonomy places the organism in Eukaryota, Metazoa, Chordata, Actinopteri, Salmoniformes, Salmonidae. Gene Ontology annotation, cellular component: glutamatergic synapse; plasma membrane; postsynaptic density membrane.
ACCCAUCCUUCCUCUCUCUGUUCUUUUCUUGUUUCAGCCAACUCCAACACCGCCUCUUCCCGAAAAGUGGACGACCCAGCCAAUGAAUUAUGAAUGUUGAACAAGAUGACCUCUUCUCGGCAGCAGCAGACGAUGAGAGGUCCUAGGUGGAACCGGGCCCUGUCCGACCCUUUGUUUGUGCUGCUUCUAGCCCUCCAGCUCCUGGCGGUGGCAGGCCUGGUGCGCGCUCAGACCUGCCCCUCUGUCUGCUCCUGCAGCAACCAGUUCAGCAAGGUCAUCUGCACGCGGCGGGGGCUCCGUGAGGUCCCCGACGGCAUAUCCACCAACACACGCUACCUGAACCUGCAGGAGAACCUCAUCCAGGUGAUCAAGGUGGACAGCUUCAAGCACCUGCGGCACCUGGAGAUCCUGCAGCUGAGCAAGAACCACAUCCGAAACAUUGAGAUUGGGGCCUUCAACGGCCUGGCUAGUCUCAACACUCUGGAGCUGUUUGACAACCGCCUCACCACAAUCCCCAAUGGGGCCUUUGAGUACCUCUCCAAGCUCAAGGAGCUGUGGCUGAGGAACAACCCCAUCGAGAGCAUUCCCUCGUAUGCGUUCAACAGGGUGCCCUCACUACGGCGGCUGGAUUUAGGGGAACUCAAACGCCUCUCGUAUAUCUCAGAGGGGGCUUUCGAGGGCCUCGGCAACCUGCGCUACCUGAACCUGGGCAUGUGCAAUCUGAAGGAGAUCCCCAACCUCAUCCCACUGGUCAAGCUGGACGAGCUAGAGAUGUCAGGGAACCAGCUGACGGUCAUCAGACCUGGCUCCUUCAAAGGGUUGAUCCAUCUGCAGAAGCUGUGGAUGAUGCAUGCCCAGAUCAAAACCAUUGAAAGGAACUCCUUUGACGACCUGCAGUCGCUGGUGGAGCUCAACCUGGCCCACAACAACCUCACCCUGCUGCCCCAUGAUCUCUUCACCCCCCUGCACCACCUGGAGAGAGUCCACCUCCAUCACAACCCCUGGAACUGCAACUGUGACAUCCUGUGGCUCAGCUGGUGGCUCAAAGAGAUGGUGCCGGCCAACACCAGCUGCUGUGCCCGCUGCAGUUCCCCAGCCAGCCACAAGGGACGCUACAUAGGUGAGCUGGACCAGAACUAUUUCCACUGUUACGCACCUGUUAUUGUGGAGCCACCAGCGGACCUGAACGUGACAGAGGGUAUGGCUGCAGAGCUGAAGUGCAGGGCCAGCUCUCUGACCUCAGUCAGUUGGAUUACGCCCAAUGGCUCCAUCAUGACCCACGGUGCAUACAAGAUCCGCAUUUCUGUGCUCAACGACGGCACGCUCAACUUCACCAAUGUCACCAUGCAAGACACGGGAACCUACACCUGCAUGGUAAGCAACUCAGCAGGCAAUACCACAGCAUCUGCCACUCUCAACGUGUCUUCCACAGAGAACGUCCUCAGCUACUUUACCACAGUAACAGUGGAGACCAUCGAGCCAGUGCACGACGAGGGGCGCUCCACCGUGUGGCAGAAGGUAGGCCCCACCCCCUCCGCCGGAUCCUGGGAGACUGUGUCGUCCACCUCCACCACCACCACAACGGCCCGGACGCCCCUCUCCACCCGGGCCACAGAGAAGACCUUUACCAUCCCUGUCACGGACCUGAGCGACAGCUCCAUGACCGGCCUGGAUGAGGUGAUGAAGACCACCAAAAUCAUCAUCGGCUGCUUCGUGGCCAUCACCCUCAUGGCCGCCGUUAUGCUAAUCAUCUUCUACAAGAUGAGGAAGCAGCACCACCAGCAGAACCACCAUGCGCCACAGCGCACCAUUGAGAUCAUCAAUGUAGACGAGGACUGUGUGACAGGCGGGCCGGCCAUGGAGGGCCACCUGAAUCUGCCCCCGCUGGAGCAUGAGCACCUGAACCACUACAACACCUAUAAGUCUGCGUACAACCACGUCUCCACUAUCAACUCCAUACACAGCUCGGCGCACGAACCUUUGUUAAUCCGGGCCAGUUCGAAAGACAAUGUACAAGAGACUCAGAUCUAACAAUUUUUUCAUAAAGAGACGAACUGAUGAAAUUACAAAAGGGACAUUAUUGGAUAUUAGUUAUGAGGAUUAUGGAUAUGAAGUGGAGGACUUGACUGACUGUUUGUCCAGCGAAUCAGUGGUUGAUGAUGUUUAUUCAAUGACAUUGGGAACUAGGGUAUGUCUAAUGUUUCAAAAAAUGUCUUUACAAAAAAGAAGUUAUUUAUUUAAGAAAAAAUCUAUUGUGGCUAAAUCAAGAAAAAAGUGUAUUCUGCAAUUAUUUUUUCAGACCUUAUUUCAUCAGAUGUUUAGUUUUCUUAAUUUGAGGGAGGAUGGUUUACUAAUAUGCUUACAAACUCUAUGUGAAUCUCAAGUUAACCAUGUUCUGGUUUCCCCCAAUCUGUAAGUGAUGGCAAGUUGGCAACCUCUUUUUACCCAAUAUACUUAGAUAAUUUCUAGAUCACAUUAGAGAUUUCCUCCUGCCACAAAUUAAUUGAUUAAAUAUUUUGUGAAAAUCUGUUAAUUUAGAUGGAUUAAAAGCUUGGUUGUUAUCUGAAGGUGAAUGCUGGGACUGUCAGUGAUGAAAUCUGAUAACACAAUAUUUCAUUAAAUCUGCCACUCAAAUUAGAUACAGAUGUACCCUUGGCUCUGCCAUCAAUAGAUUAGGGACGUUAAACGAGGGAAGUGUGAUCCAAACUAUACCAUGGCCAACUGUUAGCAACAAGUGAUUCAUAGUUAUCUCACUGUGUGUAUUACGCCAGAAAAUCACAUUUCACACAGUGUUUGUCUCAUUGUCUCAUACCAUACCAUUGUCUCAUACCAUUUGUGAUUCCUUCUCCUAUUCCACUUGCUCUGAUCCAUCAUAACUUUGUGAGUCAUGGAGAUCGCAUUGGCAAAUACAGUCAGGCAUAUGAGAGCUCCCUGAAUGUCAUACCGCCUUUUCCCAUCCCACACCAGCUGUUAUGAUGGUUUACCAUAUCAUCACAGAUAUGGGUGCUAUUCCAGAUCAUUUUAUCUGCAGUCUCAUUGCAAAUCUCUGAAAAUUGCUAUAUGAUAUUAAUGUGGUUCCUGACACAAAUACUUUUCCAAAUACUGAUACCAGAUACUGAUUUGUGUGACUUGAUUUUAAAAAAGAGCCCUGGAACACCACCAAGGAUACUGAUGACUCUCCUGUGUUAACUCUCUAUGACCCCUGACUUGAACCAGGGCAGCAAGGAGCAGACUGGUGAGUGGGAACGGGGCUAAGGACACCGAACAUAGCUGUCCUAGCACAUUGCCUAUCUAUUGUCUGUUCAAACAUUGGGCACAUAGGCACGACAGGCCCAGAUUCACACCGUGCCCCUGCCAAGCUCAGGACGAGGGAUAGAGGACAGAGUGCCAUGGUUCAUGCAGAGAGAGAGAGAGAGAGAGAGAGAGAGGGUUUAGGGAUGAGGUGUGUGGCUUCGAGCAGACGUUCAGGUCACACCUGCAUCCCUCUGCCUCAACCAUGACACCAUUUCUCUUUUAAUCGACAUACCCUCAGGGCUUUGGGUGGACAGUGCUUCACAGGCACCUGCUCCCUGGAAAAACAUAAAAAAUGCCCCACAGUAAAAAAUGGUGCCAUAAAUAAAGAGGCCAAGCAAAUACCCUUCACAUCCAAGGCUUAGCCACAUACCCCAGGAGUCUUUUUAUAGAUUGUGUAUCAAUCUAAGUUACUAAACCAAAAAAUCCCCAUCAAAAUCCACCAGUUUAAGCUAGAGAUAUCAGUUUUUUUGUGUCUGAAGCGCCCGAACGGUUUGACUAAUUUAACCACUCUAUGGAAAGUGGAUACCCCAACAAAUGUCACGGAACUCAUCUGAAGGUAACCAGUUUAAAAAACGAAUGGAAGUAUUAAGGUAGUUUUGUGCCUACCCAAAAAAAGGGGUUCAAUAUGUGUAAAAAAUAUAUAUAUUCAGUACAUAUAUUUCCUGAGUUUAAAAAAAUGAUCGACAAGAUUUAGGACAUACACUUCAUAACCUUGUUUCUUAUGAUUUCUUUUUUGACUGUCCUUUUUGAAUGUGUUAUUCAAUGCGUUUCUAUUGGCCCAAAUCAAUAUUUUAUUAAAUUGUUUUUUAAAUAUAUUUCUUUGCUACCUAAAGUGGUCCUAAAAUUCUAAAUCAAAUAGCUAAAUGCUCCAUAGUAUGACCAUCUUAAAACAAUUCCAUUUGUCAGCAUAGCACCCCCCUGCUUUUCUUUUUGGUCUCCACUCCCUCCAUAAUGUUAAACAUCUAAGAAAGGUUAUGCAACAGUGCUUAUUCUUUUUCGGGUCCAUUUUGUUUCUGAGAAAUAAAUGAUUGUGUUCUAUUUUAAAUUCUCCAGAAGAAUGAGGGUACACAGAUGUCAUCUAGUUAUUUUCUGGGAGGAAGCACUAUUAAUGAUAUGAUGUCAAAUACAGGAGUGGGCUGAUUCAGUCACCAUGGAAACCAUGACCUUAAGCAGAAAGGCAUGCGCUAUCAGAGCUCCCAUUGGCUAGCUAGAUGCUUUAACAUUAUUCAGAGUCAAUUGAAAAUGGUAUGUCUGUGGAUAGUGUUAUUUGAAAUGCACCUCAACUAUGAAACAAUAUGCUUACAGUGAUGUAGUAGCAUUUCAUCCCCUUGCACUUGACCAGUGUUUAGUAUUAAAAGGCAGAGUAUGGAGGUUGUCACAGAUUAUAAUGAUAUGUAGCGUCACCCUUGUUGCUUUUCCACUUAAACCCAGACAGUAAAGGAUGCAGAAUCGGGGAAUAGGCAAAUCCCGUCAUCAGUUUUAAACGUCAUUUCUACUGUAUACUUGGACAGAAAGACUAAAUCCUCAAAGAUGAAUGAAUAACUUAUUUUAAUGUCAUGUGGCACGUUAUGACCUAAUUAUAAUUCAGGUAACUCCAUCUUACAUGAGCUUCUUCAACAGUUUUAGUCAACAUGAAACAAACAUGUUCAUCAGUGUGGCAUCUCUGCCAAUACAAUAACUAAAGAUGUUUACAUGGAGUUUAGCACAGACGUAAACUAUCUCUG